UAUUGGGUUAAUUCCUGAACGUUUUUGGGAUCAUUUUCGUUUAAACUGGUGUAUGAUUCGCUGUCGUUGUUCAUUUCUACUUUGUCUUCUACCAUUCUAUCGAAGAAUUUGAGCAAAUUGUGUAUUUAUAAGUUUUUGUCGGUCAAAAUUUACGAUAGAUACGAAUUUUAUCGUUUUUCUGUUUGUUUGAUCGAAAAGUGUCGCUACUUGUGCCUGGCACCGCUACUGCCGGCUCGAAAUAACAACUUUAUAAAAGUUUUUAAAUAUAUGAGACGGACAUUAUUUUAAUAGAUUUAUAAUAAUUUCGUUCGAUAACAAUCAUAAAGUGGUUAAUUAUUAUUAAAUACCAGUAGUAAAAUAACUUUAUUACCGGUGUUGGAACCUGAGCCACUUUUUUUAAAUGACAUGACUAGUGUCAAUUGUCAUUGUCUAGAUCUUUUUCUAGUGCGAGUAAAAAAAACUCGAUAUAUUUAAUUUUUCUAAUAAAAGUUAUGGGCCGAAAAUAUUUGAUAAUUAAAAAUGACAUUAUUUAAUGAACUUAUUUCGAAAACAGCAUUAAAACUCAAUUAAAUUUAGAAAAACGAUUUCACCUACUCGGUUUUGAUUCGUGCGUGUUCGCCGAUGAGGCAAAUGUCAAUAAAAGUCAAAAGUGUCAGGCAAUCAGCUGAUUAUGUUUUAUUUGUAUUUGUGAGUUUGGCUUAUAAAUAAGAGUAAAUUGUUCCUCUGCUGUGGUUAAAAAUAUAACAAUAUGGACAUUUUAUGAAGCGUAGAUACGCAUUUCAUUGUCAAAAUGGACGAGAAAGAUAGCUGUUGGGCUUAUUUACCGUAUCCUGCUCUGUAUAAAAUAUUCCAACAUUUGAACUACAAAGAACUAAUUUCUGCAGGUCAAGUUUGUAAAUUUUGGUACGAAGCUAGUUUCAAUGAUUUAUUAUGGAAGGAUUUGUUUGUAAAACAUUUUGCCAUUGAUAGGACUAUUCCAGUAUACGCAAAUAGGACUUGGUAUGAAGAAUUCAGGAGAUUAUCUUAUCAUAUUCCAAUUGUACAAACAGAGACAUUAUUAGAACAUUCUGAUCAGGUGUUACACGUUAGUUUUUCUCACAAUGGAAAGUACUUUGCUACAUGUUCCAAAGAUGGUUAUGUUAUCCUAUGGAGAUCGAAAUAUCCAUCGAAAAUAAAGUACAUAAGGAAUAUGAAGCACUUCAAAUGGAAAUACACCCAAAAUUCUCAAUUCAAUGAAUCCGAUACUUUAUUGCUGGUGUCCGGCGUCCAUUUCGGUACCACUCACAGUACUUCCGGAGAGAUUGCAGUCUUCAAUUUAAGUCGUUUUGAGCUUCAAUGUCGAGUGGUUAACAAACCGUAUGAUAUUUUCGGUACAUGGUACAGCGAUCAAUAUUUAUUAUCCGGAGACCUACACUGGCUGGCUCAUUUAGUUAGUACUUCUUAUCUGUGGCUCAAUAGAGCUUCGCAAGAGGCCGAAUCUGAACUGGUUCCCAUUACGCAUUGCCUGUUUAGGUUUUACAAUAGAAAUGCUAGUUCUAUAAGAGCAAUUAUGAUAGCGAAUUGCCUUCCUAAUUCCGAAAAUAUUGACAGAGAUCUUGAAAACGAAAGCGAAAUUAACAUGGAUGAAGGUUCAUCGUCAUCAUCAUCAUCAUCAGCACAACAUGGUAAUCCUGUUAGUCAUAAUGAUAUUACUUGGACGUCCUGUGAUGUAAAGAGAGCUAUGGCUAAUUCAAUGCACGAUUCAUUGAAAAAAGACUUUCCUUAUCCUAUAUGGUACAAUGCUGAUUAUAGAAAAGUCGAAUCGGAAUGUCACUUGUUUGAGGAACAAAAUAGCGAUGAUGAGACCAUUGCAGAAAAACUUGCUGAUGAUACUGAUGAAGCUAGUUCAGAUUCUUCAUGCGAAACGGACACUGAUAGGUUCGUUCAAACUGACAAAUACCUCAUAUUCACGACGGGUUACAAAACCUAUACGCCUCAUCAAAUAGGCUUCAAACGCAUAAAACCCUUUACGUUUCCGAAAAGGAUGGACCCCGGACCGAGUUUGAAGGAAAGAUUAAUACUGUUCGAACAAAGAAAGGAGCAAAGUCCACCGCCGGACCCCGAUUGGCUAAAUUUCGAUCAAGUCGCUGACAAGUUCGAUAAAAUCGAUCAUUUGAUCGAUCUUCACGGGCACAUCGUCGGCAUGGGUUUAAGUCCGGACCAAAGAUAUUUGUACGUGAACAGUCGCUCUUGGCCCGAAAAUUACGUGAUAAGCAAUCCACUCGAACCGCCGCCGAUAGCGCAAGAAAUCGACAUUCACGUAAUAGAUUUAGUCACUCUGAAGCAAGUGGGAACAAUGCUGAGGGCACACAAAGGCUUCACGCCGAAUAACGAGUGCUUCUUCAUAUUUUUAGACGUCUGCGGCGAAUACGUAGCAAGUGGAGCCGAAGACAAGCACGGGUAUUUGUGGGACCGCCACUACGGCACGUGCUUGGCGAAGUUUCCUCACCAGGACGUGGUGAAUUCGGUGGCGUUCAAUCCCAAAGAUCCCGAGAUGCUGGUGACCACUUCGGACGAUCAUACGAUCAAGGUGUGGCGAUCGAGGGCCAAAGUGCACAGUCUGAACUUGGACGAGGCGUCGUUUCCCAGAGGCGUGGAGCUCGGGAAGGAGCAAAAGACGAAUGGCAGAGCGAAAAGGUUUAGAUGUAUAAUUCGAUAGCCGAGUGAAUUAUCGAAUAGUUUAUUCAGUACUAAAUUGAAGGAAUGGAUAAAUCCCGUUUGUUAGUGCAAAUUGUCAGUGUGUGUGUGUUAAGCAAAAUUUUUUUAACCUGAAUGUUUAUGAUUUGAUUAAUUUAUUGAGUUGUUGAGUUAUAAAAUUUUAAUUAAUUGCUAAUUAGUUUGCUAAGUUAAUCUUAUCGAUCGCUCCUCAGCAAAGCACAAGUAGUUUAGGCUUCAUGUUUAUGUAACUGUCGGUGUUUCAUUGAUUAAUUUAUUUCGCUAAGAAAGGUGUUUGAAUAUUUGAUUAAACCGUUUUGAUUUUGUACUGUAUAUCAAUUAGAAUGAUUUGCGCCGAAUUUAUUUAUACGAAUCGACAAUUUUUCUUUUUAUUUUAAGUUGUAUUUUAUGACUAUUUUUGUUAUUUGCGUUAAAUAUCGAGUAUCUAUCGCCGAUACAUUUUUUGUAAACGUUUGAUAUUUAUUAUGAUAAAUUAUAUACAUUGUUGAUGAA
Molecule: messenger RNA, 3207 nt
Organism: Phyllotreta striolata
Lineage: Eukaryota; Metazoa; Arthropoda; Insecta; Coleoptera; Chrysomelidae
Source: the annotation of a GenBank genome assembly